AUGGACCUCACCAACGACAGACCAAGCCCUCUGUUCGUCAUGAUCUUCCCAGCCAAGGAGGAUGGAUGCUACUUUGUGGUGGUUCGCCUGCGCUAUCUCCCGCUUGCAAUGAACGUGCUCGACAACCUGCCGUCCUUUCUCCAGUUUCACCUUGGCGAGUCAUCGUUCCCCAAUUUCAUCCGAGUUAUCAAGAACUGGUCCGCUACCGACCUCGCCUACCCCGUGGAGAUUCUCGAGGGCACUCUCCACAUCGACAUCCACGCCAAACAUGUUUGGGAUGUAGACGAUGGCCUUUCCGUGAUCGGUUUCCUUGACGAUUGGAACGAGAGUCAGGCUCAGCUCCAGACCGCUCUCCAGACCAUCAAGACCAUUACUGACAAGAAGAACAGUUUGAACCGGGACUUACAGUCCGUUCGUGACGAUUUGGAGGCAAUGAAGGCCGCCCAAGAGACUGCUGCUGCUAGGCCUGUUCCGAUGCUCACAGUGGACGUCCCUACAGGUCCACCAGGCCAGACACGUGUCAGCACUACUACACUACUCAGUCCCUCGGCCCAUGGCACUGCUCCACCGGCGACGGCUCAUGAAACGGACGGAGAAGAUGGGGAGGACCAACCCAAUGCGUCCUCUCCUAUGGACACCGGUCGAGAUGGUUUUGGUGACAACCAUCUUGUUCGUGCACAGGGUUCCGCCCGACUCGCCUUCCAGAAUAUUAACACUAUUCCCGAUGAGUCAGACGACCCUAAACAAGCACAACUCAACCACUGGAUUCGAAGUGAAUGUGUGGACUUUUUACUUCUGGCUGAAUUGAACAAAUUCUGGCCAGCAAUUACACCAACCAACCGAUGGCGUGAACGUGCCAGCACUAUGGCUAGGAAGGGGGAAGGUUUCCAUUUGGCGGUGGCCUACAAUACCCAUCAGCCACGGGCGGCCCAUUCUACCACUCAAUUUGGGGGCUGCUCGACUUCUGCCUUCAACAAAGUAUCUCACCGAGUCAGGUCCAGUGGCGACGAUAGCUUGGGGCGAUGGGCUUGGAUACGUCUUCAGGGCCGAACACGAGGCGUUGGCCAGCGCGACUUGGUGGUGAUCUCUGCCUACCGACCAAACCCACCGAACGACGGGCAUCAAACAGUGUGGUUCCAACAUAAGGCCCACUUCAGCCGCACCAACCGCGAUGCAGAACCCAGGGAAGCUUUCAUCAAGGACCUCUCGACGGCAAUCAACAAAUGGCGCAACGGAGGCUGCUCUAUCAUCUUGGGCAUCGAUGCCAACGAUGACUUAUCCUCCUACUCCCCGAAGUCUUUCCGUUUUCGGAUGAGCGAAGUAGGACUGGUCGAGGCGAUCCAGUCCAAGCACCCAGGGUCCCAUCAGGCCACUUACCAGCGGAACCUCCGUGGGUAUCCGAUUGACGGCAUCUUCGCGACGCCUGACGUGCCCAUCCUGGCCGCCGGGUACUACCCUUUUGACGAACACGUCGCCUCCGACCACCGGGGCCUGUGGAUCGACUUUGACUUGAACAGUCUCCUUGGCGGACACCAACCUACGAAAUCCACCCAUGUUCCACGCCGGCUGGUGAUGCACAACAAACGGGUGGUUCAACGAUACGUCCAAUUGGCGGAGCAGGGUUAUAUGCGGUACAAUAUUCCGGGUCGUCUCUCUACCCUAGGAUUCGAUGUUGCCCGACAGCAGGGCGGCAUCACCAAAUUCCAGGCGGUCAGAUUAGAUCGGAUACACGCUGAUGCCUACACAGUUCGACGGUUGGCGGAACAGAACUGCAGGAAGUUGUCGAUGGGUGGGGCAGAAUGGUCUCCUAAAGGCCAAUCCAUUCGGGAUCGGAUCACCUUGUGGCGCCUUCUCCUCAACGGCCGACGUCAGCGCCGGGUGAGCUCCAGGAAGGUUCGCGGCCUGCUGCUCAAGACGAACAAGCCCUUGGCCUGGAAGUUGACCACAGCCAAACUUGAGUCCCACCUCACCCAAGACCUUGGUCAAUAUAGAGACGCCAAGAGGGGCCUCACUUCUAAAUGGCGGAAGGCUCAUGUCACUACUCGUACCCAGAGCAUUGCUAAAGUCCGCCACAAGACGGCACGCCGACUAGAACGAUAUCACUGCUUAAGGUCCAUGAAGCAACGCGAGGAGACUCGUCGGAGGCGCAAGGCUCGUUCCUCCGGUUUGUCUGGCGGUCUAAGGGCCAUCCAAGUCGAACUGGAGGACAGCUCUGGCAAUUGUCGGUUACAGACCAUUACUGACCCGACGUCGGUCAAAGAUGGAUGCAUGCAAGAAAAUAGGGCCAGGUAUCAACAAACCCAGACCCCACAUCCAACUCCUCCCAUGUCUGAGCCUCUCUACACUAUGUUCACGGGCCCCGACGCCGACAACAACCAACAACUUCUUCUGGAGGGCAAACUCCCCAUCCCUGGUGGCCUGGCUUACCCUACCCAAGCCUUCCUUCGCCACUGUCGACUGCACGACAGUUAUCGGCCUCGUCCUUUCCCUUUGACGGUUGAAGAGCACGUGGACUUUUGGAGUCGCACCCCUGAGAACAAGGGUUCUGAGCCCCACGGCCUCCACAAUGGCCACUUCAAGGCAGGCGCCCUUUCGGAACUGUUGGCUUCUUGUGAUACGGCGUUUCGAGACCUUCCACUCCGUUUAGGCCAUGUCCCGGAACUCUGGAAGAACCUGAUGAACUUCGCGAUUGAGAAGAAGCCUGGCGACUUCCGCCCGCAGGGGAUGCGGACCAUCCAGCUGUUCAACUCGGAGGCUCAAGCCAACUACAAGAAGGCGGGUUGGGCUGCAAUGAAGAAUGCUGAGGAGGAUGACAUCAUCCCUAAAGGACAGUGUGGGUCACGAAAGCAGCACCAGUCCAUUGAUCUAGCCCUUUCCAAACGAUUGAUCUGGGACUCGCUCAUCCUGGAACAACGGUCUUCCGGCUGGAUCUCGAACGACGCGAAGUCUUGCUUCGAUCGCAUCGUUCACUGGGUAGCGAAGACGGCCUUGCGGAGAUUCGGCCUGCCGGUCACUGUCACCAACCUAAUGUUCGAUAUCUUGGCCAAGGCUAAACACAGGGUCCGAACUGGCUUUGGCGACUCGGAUCGGACCUUUGGGCCCACUGGCGAUGUUCCCUUCCAAGGCUGCGGUCAAGGCAACGGCGCAGGCCCUUGCAUCUGGGUUGCAAUCAGUGCCAUCCUCAUUGACGCCAUGGAGGCCGAGGGAUUUGGGUACAAGAGCCGAACUGCCCUCACUAACGAGGAGUUCUUCGCUUCGUGCUUCUGCUUCGUUGAUGACACCGAUGUCAUGGAGUCCAACGACAACGUGGAGACGACUGGCGAAGACCUCCUCCCUUUGGUACAAUCGGCUUUGGACCUUUGGUCGGGUGGCAUCAGUGCCACUGGUGCCGCUUUCCGCCCCUACAGCCGCCGCCGUCGCCGAUUGUUACAGCCCCUUGGACCGUUAUCUGAUUCGCUGGACCGCUGGACCUGGCUCCUCUCUCGCACCUCUUCAAUCCUCUUCCAUCGGACGGCCUCCAACUUGUCAAUCUACCGACCCAUCAACUCGCGUUCUCAUAAGACCUUCCGCAGGGAUCUUCAUCACACCUGGACGGGAACCCUUCCCGGGGACGUCCAAAGGGCAUCAGUAAACCUUUACCCACGGACAUCCUACGUAACUGCCACGGGCACAGCCCCUGUAGAUCCACCAGAUCCGGAGUCCUUGCCGGCCUUGAUCCUUCACAUCUGGAGGGAAUUGGCAGCUGACAUGGACGACGAUUGGGGAUGGGUCCCGGAAUACAUCUACAUUGAGGGUGACGAACAAGUCCUACUGGAGGCACUGGAGAAGGGAAAGCUAUGGGUGAUCAGCGACGGCUCCUUCAAGCAACAAGUGGGCACAGCAGCAGUCCAGCUACGGACUAGACGUGGAGGACACGUCAUCUGGAUCAAGUGCCGUACACCUGGUAAACGAGAGGAUCAGAGUGCGUACCGGAGUGAACUUAUUGGUCUGUUAGCUGGUAUCUUGGUGGCUUCUUGGCUCCGCCUACGCCUACAGUCCCUCGCCAAACCACGAGUCCGUGUGGCGUGUGAUGGGAUCGCCGCGCUUCGCCAGGCCUUCUCUACUUGGCCGUUGUCCCCAACUGCUCCACACUUUGAUCUCUUGUCCUCCAUCCGCGAGGCCCUCCGAGUUUCCAACAUCUCCUGGGCCGAACAACACGUUGGCGGCCAUGCUGACCGAACCAAGACAUGGCGACAGAUGUCUUGGUGGGAACAACGGAACUCCGAAGUGGACGACAUUGCCCAGGGCUACGCCGACGAGCUGAUAUCCACCAACAACAUGAUCGCCACCAACCCAAAGUUCUUCUCCAAACCCUGUGCGAUCUACAUUGACAAUGAGAGGGUCUCCUGCCUGGCCUUGGAAUCGGUCGACAAAGCCGUAAUCCGCACCCCUAACAACCAGCCCCAAACCGAGACUCUGUGGUAUUGCCUCCACGGUAUGUCUUCUUCCGCCCUCACCCAAGUCUGCGAGGCCCAACUCCGCCUUGGCCCCCAAUGCCUCCUCGAAGGCCUUCUCGUCCACGGCUGGGCCGACCUCCAGCAACAAUUCUACCGCUCUCGCGGUAGUCGCCGAUCCGGUAACCUGUGGGCUGCCAAUCUAUCUUGA
Cylindrotheca closterium is the source of this 4644-nucleotide messenger RNA. The record is from the annotation of a GenBank genome assembly. NCBI's taxonomy places the organism in Eukaryota, Bacillariophyta, Bacillariophyceae, Bacillariales, Bacillariaceae.